UGACGGUAGUACUGGUCACAUAGUGACAGAUAUCAGCACUGACGGUAGUACUGGUCACACAGUGACAGAUAUCAGCACUGACGAUAUUACUGGUCACAGGGACUCUGGCCGGAUGCCCUUCUCUCUCUGGAUGCUGAACAGGAGCUACUGGUGGCCUUCUGUGAAGUGUGGCUGAGUUUUUGGGAACAUCUAGUCGUAGCAUCCAAAAGGCCGGUGUACUGGGGUUGGUUGUCUUCUGAUGUACCUACGACAGUGACUGAUGAGACAGCAGUGAUUCCACCUUGUUUUUCUAUUGACUGGUGCCUUCUACUGUAUAUAGCCUAGCCUGAGGCGGAAGAUUGUCUAACUUUGGUUGAUGUACAGAGCACUCACCUCGAUUGCACGAGACAUGAGUACCAGCAUCAUGCCUAAACAAGUGGAGGUGAGGAUGCACGAGAGUCACCUGGAGCCUAUCGAGGCCAGACCUAGGAACAAGUGUAUCAGCUGCUUCUCUUCUCUCUUCAAGAACCUGUUGCUCACACUUACCGUGCUUGGUGUGAUUUUGGGGGCAGUAUCUGGGAUGUUGCUUCGUUAUGCUUCUCCCAUCCACCCGGACAUUAUCAUGGUGAUUGCCUUCCCUGGAGACAUCCUGAUGAGGAUGCUGAAGAUGUUAAUCCUGCCUCUCAUCAUUUCCAGUUUAAUCACAGGUCUGGCUGGUCUAGAUGCCAAGUCUAGCGGUCGCCUGGGAACCCGGGCUAUGGUCUACUACAUGUCCACCACAGUGAUUGCUGCCGUGCUGGGAGUCAUCCUGGUGCUGGUCAUCCACCCUGGAGACCCCAAGAUGAAGGAGCAGCUGGGAGAGGGUGACAAACACGAUGAUGUCUCCAGCCUGGAUGCCUUCUUUGACCUCAUCAGGAACCUGUUCCCUGAAAACCUGGUACAGGCCUGCUUCCAGCAGAUCCAGACAGUAACUAAGAAGGUAGAGAAGGUCAUUGUGGAGGAUGUCAAUGCAACUACCACCUUGGAAGGUCUCCUCUCCAACGCAACCAAGGAUCCUGAGUUCAUCACAAAGAAGUCUCUACAAUUCAAGAGUGGAAUGAAUGUGUUAGGUGUUAUUGGAUUCUUCAUUGCCUUUGGCAUCUGCAUGGGAAAGAUGGGCGAGAGAGCCAAGCUUAUGCUCGAGUUCUUCAACAUCCUCAAUGAGAUUGUUAUGAACCUGGUCAUCAUGAUCAUGUGGUACUCCCCCUUCGGUAUCUGCUGCUUGAUCUGUGGUAAGAUCAUCUCCAUCGAUGACCUGGAGGUGGUUGCUAGGCAGCUGGGGAUGUACAUGGUGACAGUGAUUGUGGGCUUGAUAAUUCAUGGAGCCAUCUUCUUGCCCGCCAUCUACUUUGCCAUUGUCAGGAAAAACCCCUACACCUUCUUCAUGGGCAUCUUCCAGGCCUGGAUUACUGCUCUUGGGACAGCCUCUAGUGCUGGUACACUCCCUGUCACCUUCCGUUGCUUGGAGGAGAACUUGGGCAUUGAUAAGAGAGUCACCCGUUUUGUGCUGCCUGUCGGCGCCACAAUCAACAUGGACGGUACUGCCCUCUAUGAAGCUGUGGCAGCCAUCUUUAUUGCCCAGAUGAACAACAUCCACCUGGACGCUGGCCAGAUUGUCACAGUCAGUCUGACAGCCACACUGGCCAGUGUUGGUGCAGCCAGUAUUCCCAGUGCUGGACUAGUGACCAUGCUUCUGAUUCUCACAGCAGUCGGCCUGCCAACUCAGGACAUCAGUCUGCUGGUUGCUGUUGACUGGCUCUUGGACCGGUUCCGUACCUCUGUGAACGUAGUGGGAGACUCAUAUGGCGCAGGGAUUGUGUACCACAUGUCCAAGGCUGAGCUAGAUGAGCUGGAUGCUACGCAGGGCAAGUCAGACGACAUUGAAAUGAUGAACAAGACUUCGUCCUACUAUGAUGACCUCAAGAACCACCACGAAAACAACUCUAACCAGUGCGUCCAGUAUGCCGCUCACAAUUCAGUCAUAGUAGAUGAGUGCAAGGUAACCUCAGCCACUAAUGGCUCUACUGCUGCAGCAGCCAUGGCAGAGUGCGCGCUUGUUGAGGAGGAGCCCGGGAAACGUGAAUAAAGCCAGCACAGAGAUCCCCAGCUCCACACGCUUUCCAAUUUGGUGAAAAAAAGAGUGAACAAAAGUCAUGCAAACAGAACUACUAAUUGUCUUUCUAUGUAGUUUUUAUUUUUAUUAGUCCCUUUACAGUGUUUCUAACCGUCUGUCUGACUGAGAUGACUAAUACUAAUUCACUUGUUGGUGGGAUGAUAACAGAGGUAUGUUUUACCUGUUAGAGCACUAACAUGUGCUUUGUAGUAAACACUUGCACAAUGGACAUCAAGGAUUGGGAGGGAGGGAGGGAGGGAGGGAAGAGAAAAACAAACUAAAGUUUUAUUAUAAAGAUAUGCAUCUUGUUUCUAUGAGAGUAAUGCAUUUAAAGCAGGGGGAAGGUCAGCGUGUGGAGGAGCAACUUUGGAACAACAGUCCUUCAGAUGGUAGCUGUGAGUUUUACACUGGUAAUCUGGCAGUCUAACAGCAGACAAUGUUGGAACAUGAGGAUGUGAGUCAUGCUAGACUAAAGGAAUCCCUGUAUCAAAACUUUAAAGUAUUUCAGGAGUGUCAUUACAUUACAAACGAUACCAGAGUAGUUGCAGACAACAGCUGUUUUUCCGCUGGCCCCUUUUACCUCACAAGAGUUGACAGAGCCUGUGACCUAUCGGACUGUCUUUGUUAGCUGAUAUUACCCACAAACCCCAGGGGGAAUCAGGGUGGUGAUACUGUAGAACACAGACACAAACCUGUAAAGGCGGGGUCUGCAGCAUGAGCCUUACUUAACAAGCAGAUGUUCUCUGGAAAUCAAAAGCACAAAACAGAAGAAACAUGGAACCUCUCCACCCUUUUUUAUUGUUACGUGUUUUGUUGUCUGCUGUAAGGGUAAGGGACUUUUUCGAUGUUGGCUCUAAUGUGAGUUUCUGUACUGUGUCUGUGUGAGUGUGUGUGUAUGUGUGAAUGGGUUUGGAGUGAGAACAUGACAUAUCUCACCAGUUACUAAUAGGGACCAAACAAGCAAAUAAUCAAUGAAGCCGAAGCCUUUGAAACGCCACCAUGACUUCAUUGACAGUCAUUGAUUUAUCUUUCAGGGUUUCUUACUCUGUGCACAAUCCCUUCUAGCUAAUUUUAGAGUGAAAUGUCUCACCGUUCAGAUCAAAUCUAGCAACAACAAAACAAAUACAUGUAUCUGUAUGCAAUUAUUGCAUUGCCUCAAAACAAAAUUGAAAAAGAAAAUGUUUCUACUCAAUAUGAAUAGUUUCAGUGCAGAGAAUGUUUAUAUUAAGUAAAGUAUUACGAGAAAUAUAUCAUAAUCCUCUUCCAUGCCCUGGAGCUACUCAUUUGAUUAUGUGAGGUCAACAAAAAUGAGAAAGAAGUGUUAUUACAAAGUAUAUUAUUGAGAGAUAUUUAGAAACAUGAUAGACAUACAUUAUUAGGUAAAGCACAAAUUACAUUUAGCACAAAUUAAGUUUAUACAUUUUUAAAACUUAGUGUGAACAUUAUACAGAGUACAUAAAGCCCAAUUUCAGCUUUGAGGGUGAAAGGGUCACGUAUCAUUUUGUUAUCCCUUUUUUUACACUAGUUUGGUUUUACAUUUGACUUUUGUCAUUUGAAUAACCCAAUAAGGGAAACUAUACUCAGGCUUCAUUCAUCAUUAACUCCUUGACUGGGUACAAGACAAUUUAAUAAAGCCCUCAACACGUUUACCGGCUCAUAAUCUCAUUACCAGGCUGAACAGACAGAGAAAGAGCCGACUGGUGGACCAGAUUAACCAGCUCAUGAUAGACAAUAGGCUACUAGCCUUUACAUAGCACAACUUGAAUAUGAAAGCUUUGACUUUGAAAAUGUUGACUGUUUACCACCUUGGUAUUUUUUCAAGAGAAACAUUUUUGUAUAUCUUGCAUCUAUAUGACUGAGAUAAAGCUUCCCUUUAAAACUAUGUUAGUUACUUUUACUAACUGAUUCUUGUCAGGAAUAGUACAUAAGCAAAGGUACCAAUAUUUUUUACUUUACUAUUCCAUUGAUUUUCUUAGCUUAUUUUCUGUGUAAAAGCUCAAACACAUAUCUAAUUAACCUUUCCACAAAAACAACCACAGAACUAAAAUGAAAUUAGUUAAUUUAAUUAAGUUGGAAAAAGUUUAUAACUCGCUGCACAACUAGUGGUCAGGUGGCAAUGCAACAUAUCAACAUAUUUCUAUCCAGCCCUGGAGUGGGAUCUUUUUAGUGCGUAAACAACUAUGACCUCUUACCGUAGACGCUGACAACUGAAUGCUUCAGCUGUAUCGCAGGGUUCGGAUGGUUACUGCUGUUUUCAGCUGGCUUUCUGUAAAUGACCACUGCAAACUUGACUACUGUGUGGUUCUAUCCCCCUAAUGGAACCAAAAUGGCUAAAUAGAGAGGCAGACACAAAGUGAACGUGAUUGUGAGAGAUGCUUUGUGCAAUUGAGUGAUUUUACAGGUACGGAUGACAUUUCUUUAUAUGUGUCGUGCCCUCGUCUCAUUUUGUUGAUUUCCUCAAAGACAACCUUGCCUUGAAGAUGUUAACUCCAAACUGUACUGUCAGUUUGAUCGUUAUGACAGUUGUAAUUCAAGUAACACUAGAAAACUUAACACUAGCAUUCACAGUGCAGCACACACUUCUUUAAUUACCUGAACAUCUCAGUCAGAAGAUCAACACCACAUUGCUUUCGAGCCUGUAUAACAAAGUGUGCUUUUUCUAUGCCACAGCACAGUGUUUUUCUGCGGUAAAAGCUGUGUGGACAUUAACAUAAAACACAGAGAACAAACAAACACACAUGCACAAAUGUUCACACAGAAACAAACAUCCACACAUUUCCACGCAACCUCCCUUGCAUACAUGCACACUGGCAGAAAUGUGCACACAUCCACAUGCUAUCACUCUUAACAUGUGCAGUGCAAAAAUGCACACACACACCUCAUGCACACCUCAUGCACACCUCACAACUCAAGUCACCACACACACAUUUGUACAUGCAAUUAGUGAGCUGCAGAACACAGCACUGACGCCUCUUAUUGCCCUAGGGCCUGGCCUUUGACCUUGUGACCUUCAGGAAUAAGUCCUCCAGAAAUGAGAGGAUGCAAACCAGUCUGUCACCAAUGAGGAGUGUUGGACACUUAUGUGCAAACUCACUGUUGUAGAAGCAUGAAUAAAAAAAUAUGAUUAUCUCAAAAGCAUGAUAUUGAAGUGUCUACUGGCACUUUGUGUAUAUAUUGUAGGUAACAUAUAUUUGUUUUUGUUUUUUCAUUUGUUUUAUUUGGGGGGAGUCAACAUGGUAUGUAGAAAUAGAGAUUCAUUGCUGUGGAUUUUUUGUAAUCUAGAAAAAUAUUAUCUAUGUUCUCAAUACAAAUAGAUUAGGCAACAUGUAUAGAAAGGAAUGUGAAAUAAUUUGCUUGUUUCUUAUUUGUUAAUAGUUGUUAACUAGUUGUCUCACUUAGCUGUCACACAUCAAUAUAUAAAUAUCUUUUUUUAUCUAAUGUAAGCGUUUUGAAUGUUCGUGUCAAUGGAAAUAUCAGUCAUGUGCAUUCAUUUUCAUUGUACAUAAAUAUGUUUAAUGGCACUGCAGAAUGUUUAUGAAGAUGACCAUGAUUCUUAAGCAAACUAUGGAAAGACAAACAUUUAGAACAAUACAAAUAUCAGAUUCAAGAAGGUAGUCCAUAUGGUGUGAUGUGUUGUUUCUAAGAUGGUGAGAUGGAAAUUCUCAUGACUAGGUUUGCAGAGGAAAAUGUAAAAUGCACCCGGUAUGUACUACUAACUAAUUAAACAAGCACCAGAUGUUAGUUUAGUUAACUAUCUGAUCAGGCUGGCAUACUACCUGCCAAAAUAUAUCUCCUCAGGUGGUCAACCAGAUUCUGCUCCAGGAAUCAUCUAGAACGUCUACCAGAGAACAAUACACUCACACAUAGUCUGUCAUCUAGUCUCUGCUAUAUGCACCAUGCUGUAAGACAUUGGCAUCUACACAAAACAGUCAAUGGUCAUGUUUUGAUCCUGCCUUAUAGGUAGAGACUUACAAUAGAGAGCAAGUGCCAUAUUUCCCUUAUUGGCCAACUUAAGGCAUAUCCAUACUUAACCCUUGUGGAAUGAGCACUAUCAAACCACCAGCAAAAUUUUAUUAAACCCAUCCAGACAUUAUAUUGGCAGAUUGAUCUUUUUGCCUUUUGUAAUAUUCAUAAAAAUUAACUGCAUGCACACAAAAAUAUCCAAUAUAUUGAGUAAAGAGGAUGUAACAUGGAAAUAGAUUGGCACAGUACUUCUAAGAUGGGCCAAUAUAUCUUCAAGUCUGUAUUCUACUGGAAUCUCUGUGUUUCUGAUAGGCUCCUCCUGACUAGACCUGAUAACUUAUCUCACUCCAGCCCUACCUUCUGCUCUCUUUCUUACUUUA
Messenger RNA from Esox lucius (northern pike), 6474 nucleotides. It is a transcript of the gene slc1a2b, whose product is annotated as solute carrier family 1 member 2b. Gene Ontology annotation, cellular component: plasma membrane. The transcript has 11 exons. Bases 356 to 2104 code for a protein of 582 amino acids. Gene Ontology annotation, biological process: L-glutamate transmembrane transport. NCBI's taxonomy places the organism in Eukaryota, Metazoa, Chordata, Actinopteri, Esociformes, Esocidae. Gene Ontology annotation, molecular function: neutral L-amino acid transmembrane transporter activity; L-glutamate transmembrane transporter activity; glutamate:sodium symporter activity. The record is from RefSeq and is a predicted model, not a curated record.